Habropoda laboriosa is the source of this 1440-nucleotide messenger RNA. Its product is annotated as PI-PLC X domain-containing protein 1-like. The coding region runs from base 1 to 1266 and encodes 421 amino acids. Gene Ontology annotation, molecular function: phosphoric diester hydrolase activity. The record is from RefSeq and is a predicted model, not a curated record. The transcript is spliced from 6 exons. Lineage: Eukaryota; Metazoa; Arthropoda; Insecta; Hymenoptera; Apidae. Gene Ontology annotation, biological process: lipid metabolic process.
AUGGUGGACUGCAUGACAAGCAUAGUGCUCGUUUUUCUGCUGGUGUUAAUUAAUGGAACCUCGUCUGCCAAGGUUUGCAACUCGUAUUCAGAGAAUUGGCAAUCACGAAUUGGUAUACUGAUUUCACCGAUAGUUACGGAAUCAAAGAUUCGAGAGAUAGAAAUUUAUUGGAACAACCUGAAGAUUGAACCUGGAGACACAAUUUCGCUUUACGAGAACAGUCUUUCGGGAGCUCCGGUUGUGAUAUACACGGUGACUCCAAAUAGUUCGAGUGGCGUUCAGAAAACUGGAAUUCUGGCGGAAUACGUACCUAGCUCGAAUCUGUCCUAUGUACCUAAGUGCUUGAAGUACGGAGUGGCAUGGAGUACAGAAAAUGAAGAGAAACGAAAGGAAUGUCUGAAAACAGAGCCCACUUGGAUGAAGGAGAGAAAAAAUAUAGUGGGUCCUUUAAAAAUGAGCCAAAUCUUUUUGCCUGGCACUCAUGAUUCCGCGUCCUACGACGAGGAAGGCAAUAAAAGAAGUAUAUUAGCGCGUUUCGCCGUAACGCAGGAUUUAGAUAUCCUUGGCCAAUUAAUACACGGUGUAAGAUACUUGGACAUAAGAGUAGGACGUUAUACUAACGACGAGAUAUGGUGGACCAAUCACGGGCCAUUUUAUCGUUCAGUCUCGUUAAAAACUGUCAUUGAUCAAGUGAGGCAAUUUUUGGAUAAUACCGAAGAAAUUUUGAUAAUGGAUAUUCGAGAAUUUGCCGUUGGAUUCACUAAUCUGUCGGAUCAUGAAGCACUGGUGUCAUACUUGGAAAAUGAAUUUCGGGAUUAUUACUUGGCAAAUAAUCACGGAUGGAAUAUUACACUAAAUGACAUAUGGUCUUCCGGAAGAAGACUAAUAAUCGGCUACGAAAACACGCGAAUCGUCGAGUAUCACGCUAGCAUGUGGCCUUGUGUUGCGCAUCAGUGGGGCAACGUGAGGAGAAUCGAGGAUUUGUACAAAUAUUUGCGUAAAAUUGAAAAUAACGACAGGGGCAGCAGAGUGAGGCCAAGAUCAGCUAUGGCGGAAUUGACAGCAACUUUAAAGGACAUUGUCUUUAAUACACUGGGAGACCUUCGUGAUAUGGCUCAUACUGUUAAUUCAAAUAUAACCAAUUGGUACAGUACCAUAUGGCAAUACAGCGCCAACAUCGUGGCGGUGGAUUUUCUUAGAAGCUCCGAUAUCGUUCGAAUUGCCAUUGAAUCCAAUGAAAACCGUCAUUUACAUUGUCGAUAUUAGUCACUAUUUGUUAUUGUGCAGUGCUGGAUAUUGAUGGAGUAUCCUAAAUUAAUAUAUAUUCUUGAAAUAAUUACAUCUGAUAGAAGCACGUUGGAGAAAGAACAGGCUUCUGAACAAUUGAAAAUCGGACGCGAGCCCCAAAGCGCCUCCACCGUGCUAGGCGGCGUUGAUCGA